Molecule: messenger RNA, 1966 nt
Organism: Mycotypha africana
Lineage: Eukaryota; Fungi; Mucoromycota; Mucoromycetes; Mucorales; Mycotyphaceae
Exons: 1
Coding region: 88-1662 (524 amino acids)
Source: RefSeq, a predicted model, not a curated record
GCAAAACAUUUAAUUCACUCAAUCACCCUUCUUUUUGAAACAGAUAUUCAAGCAUUAUUAUCAAUUCAAGAAGUUAUAGCAAAUUCAAUGAGUAAAGUGGAGUCGAGAAUUCAGUUGCUGACAAGCUUGCCGAAAUUGAAUACUGGAACAAUUAUUCCUUUCUACCAACAGCAUCAUAACAAUAGCGAAGGAAAUCGUAAAACAGCAGCAGUUCCUUAUAAAACAAGAGCUAGGAAGAGCCAUGAUCUAACAAGCUAUUAUGCAGAUAACAGGAGUAGUUUUGCUACUAACUCUAUCAUCAACUCAUUUACAGCUUAUACACCGCCAUCGUCGCCCAAUCGAAAGGACCGUUUGCGGUCUUCGAUCAAAAGUACCAAAAGUAACCAAAUACAAGCAAAAUCUAGAGCUGCAACAAUCAAUACUUUAGCUACUGAAUUGACACAAAUGUUUGAAGAUGUUCUUCAACAAUACAACGCUGCUGAAACAAAAUGUAAAAAGUCAGACAGUGAAAUGAUCUUGGCACUUAAUGUACAGUCAAAUAUGUAUGAACAGCGUAUAAACGAACUGCAUCAGCAGAUAGAAAUAAUGCAAAGCGAGAGAACAAAGCGAUUUUCUGACGACUUUAUAACAGAUCUCAUUCAUAAUUACACAGAUACACAUGAGGAUGAUAAGGAAGACUCACAGUAUGAUGUGCUGCAAAUACGGCAAUUACUGGAGGCUAAUGAGCGAACUAUGCAAACUUUAAUUACUCAAUACGUUUGUAGUUUAGAAAAAGAACGACUCGAAAAUAAAACGUUAAGGGAGUUAAUUGAAAAGCAGGAUAAGCUGAUCUCUAUUCUACAAAAGAAAUUGAGUGAUAAUAGCCCAUCGACAGCAAAUAUUACUCGAAAUGAUAGGCGUAGAGGAUAUCAAUCAAUACAUAAUAGCGAGAAACUUUUGAAAGCGCAACUGGAACUUCAAGGAAUUGAAUUGGAGGAUAAAAAAAAAUUGCUGUCCGUCCUCAUUGAUGAACGUGAUGGUUUACUUAAACAAGUGAACGAACUCAGAACUUUGUCAUCGGCAGAAACAAUAGGCAUCCCCAAAAACCGAGUAAAUGACGAAAUCACACUGAAAGACGACCAACAACGAGACAGUGUAAACUCAAUCGAUAUUUUGGCAAGGAUUGCUCAAUCAUCAACUCCAACUUUGCCUGAAUCACCCACUCUAAGACAAACACCAACCUCACUUUCGCUAAAAAGCAAGUAUUCCUAUUUUGUUGAUCAAACAGCAAUACCGCAAAGCCCUCCUCCAAUAAGCCCACUGCCACCCACACCAACUUCACAGCAACCACAGCAACCCACUUUCCUAUUGUCAAAAUGUCAUAGCCAACGUGUACAGUCAAGUUGUCGAGAGCAUUUUGAAACGCAAUAUCGGAAUUCAAUGCAAGAGCAUCGGCAUCCUUCAUCCACGUCUCCUUUGAAGGUAGAUAAUAUUCCUUCGUCAAUACAAACGAGUGCUUCAGUUAUCAAGCCUAAUAAUCCCAAUACGACUACAACUACAAAACCUGCGCACCAUAAUUAUGGAAGUCUUUUCAAAGAAGAAGUAGUGCAUUCUCAUAACAAGAACCACCGUCAUUCUUUAACCUUAUCCUCCAUAAUCAAAAGUUUUAAAAGGCAUCCAUGACAUUGAAGAUGCUCUACUCCGUAACUUAAUGUUUGCAAUAUAAUAUACCCUAAUAAUACUUACAAGAUUUUGCUACUUUGCCCUUCUUCCAGAUCCUAAUAAAUAGCUACGUCCGAAAUUUAUCUUGAUUUGAUGCCUACAGUAAUUUGUCGUAAAGGAUUCAUAGACAUCGCAUUCAUAGUAAUAAUUCUUUUUAUCUAUUGCACCUAAAAAGGAAGAAAAAGGUUCAAAGCAAAACUGUCUGUGACGCUUAGCGGAGUGACGCACCAAAUGACGCAUGCGCUGCUUUUGUGUUGCGCGUCCC